This is a messenger RNA of Caenorhabditis briggsae, 315 nucleotides long. The coding region runs from base 1 to 315 and encodes 104 amino acids. NCBI's taxonomy places the organism in Eukaryota, Metazoa, Nematoda, Chromadorea, Rhabditida, Rhabditidae. The record is from RefSeq and is a predicted model, not a curated record. The transcript has 4 exons.
AUGGAGAGGAAGGACAGUGAAAGCUCAGACAAUGGAUUUCUGAAGAGAAAAUCGUCUCUCCCGAUCUACAGCCCUCUUGGUACCAGUCCACAUCUACAGUCUUCUUGGCAAUCUUCUUCUCUCUUCCACCCAAAUCUGUUUUUUUUAUCUUCAUCCUUCCUUCACACUAGACCUUUAGCCUGGACCAUUGCAGAUACCGAAGAUUUCAAGCUGUUUAUUUUCUUAUUUCUGGACGACUUCGAUUACCCCUGCAACUACGAAAUCUCUUCUAAUCUUCAAUUUUUCAUAAUUGUUAUAACUUUUUACAUAAAUUAA